Oldenlandia corymbosa var. corymbosa is the source of this 1535-nucleotide messenger RNA. The record is from the annotation of a GenBank genome assembly. Lineage: Eukaryota; Viridiplantae; Streptophyta; Magnoliopsida; Gentianales; Rubiaceae.
GUGGUCUCUGGCCUCAUCACCCACCCCCAAUUCUUCAACCAAGAUACCCUCCAAUUUCCUACAAAUCUCAAGCUAGAAAAGAAUACAUUUUUGUGAUCAUGAUCGGGGGAGAUGACAUAUACAAAGUGGUGACUUCCAUGUUGCCACUUUACACCGCAAUCCUCUUAGGUUACGCCUCCGUGAAAUGGUGGCAUAUGUUCAAGCCAGCAGAUUGCGACGCCAUAAACCGCUUCAAUUGCUAUUUCGUCAUGCCAUUCUUCACCUUCCAUUUCAUCUCCACCGUGAAUCCUUACAGUAUGAACUACCGCUUCUUUGCCGCGGAUGUCAUGGCUAAAGUGCUGAUCGGUUUGGUUGUUGUUUUGUGGGCUAACCUGAGCAAGAGAGGGAGCUUUUCUUGUUCCAUUACUACUUUCUCUUUGUCUAGUUUGAACAACACGCUCGUCGUUGGGGUGCCAUUGUUGGAAGCCAUGUAUGGAGAUGAAGGAAGAGACCUUGUUAUACAAUCAUCGGUCAUUCAAUCGCUUUUGUGGUUUAUUUGUUUGUUGUUUAUGUUGGAAAUGAGCCAUGCCAAAGCGAUGGAUAUUGAAGAUAUUGAGAUGGGAAGAAAAGAUGACAAUGCUAAUACUAUCCUGACUACGGCCACCACCACGACCAGAUCUCUCUCAUCUUGUGGUGCAAUGAAAAUUGUUUUGGUAAAGCUUGCUUUGAACCCUAACACAUAUGCCUGUGUUCUUGGUCUUCUUUGGGCUCUUCUUGCCAAAAGGUGGCAUUUUGGGAUGCCGAAAAUUAUUGAGGGAUCAAUUUCGAUAAUGUCGAAAGGAGGAGCUGGUUUGGCUAUGUUUAGUAUGGGGCUAUUCAUGGCAUUGCAAGAAAAAAUCAUAGCUUGUGGAGUGGGAUUAACUUUGUACGCCAUGGUUUUGAGGUUUGUGGUUGGACCAGUAACAACGGCUGUUGGUGCUUUUGCCAUGGGUUUGCAUGGUGAUGUCUUGCGCAUUGUAGUGAUUCAGGCAGCGCUGCCACAAGCCCUAGCCUCAUUUGUUUACGCCCAAGAAUAUGGAUUGCAUGCUCAAGUGCUCAGCACCGCGGUUAUUUUCGGCACAGUGGUAUCUCUGCCUUUGCUAGUAGGGUAUUAUGCUCUUCUGGACAUCUUGGGUUGAUGAAAUGCGAGGUCGAAAUAUUUGGUCAGCUGGUGCAUAUAGUUGAGCUAAUUAUGCAUCCGUCCUCGCCGCAAACUUUUUCUAUCAAUUCGAGCUGGUUUAUUUUCUCAAAAUAAUAACGCAUAAUAAUAUGUGGCUACCUAUACUGUAGAGAAGUGAUGAGUUACUACUCCACUUGAUUUUUUACAAAAUGAACAAAUUAGUGCAGAUAACCCUAGUGUAACAUGAAGAUUUUCAUCCUCUCCAGAAAGCAAAACAGAAUUAACUUAUAUUAACAAGGUGGAAUACACACCAACGUGAUUAGUUACACUGACGCCCUUCUUAACAUACAUACAACCCUCACUACAAUCUCGCAAUCCUCUUCCACGCAAAAAAAAA